UGAGUCAGUCAUCCUCUGAGCCUCAUACCUACAAGCUUCUCCAUACAUACCUGAAGCUGCCUCUCACGCACUCCGUCUCUCUCUCACAUUCCAAAAAUUCCCUCUACUGCAACCAUGCCAGCCACCGCCCUCGCCCCCUUCAUGUACCAGCUGCAGGAUACAUUACGUACUGUCGAGCUCAAGCACUGGGUCAGUCAGCUGGACAUUAAGGGAGUAAGUGUGGUGGUGUUGGUGGUACUGGGUGUGUUGCUGUUGCUCAACCUGCUCACAAAGUCCACUGCUCCCUAUGGCAGAAGUGUCUUGUCCUCCGCCGUCCACAUCUGGGACAACAGGAAUCACCUGGGACUGACUCGAGCCUUCUUUGGAAAUCGCUCGCUGGAGCCUUUGACACAUGUCUUGGAUGCCCUGGCGGCGGCGGCGAAGAAGUGGGAGGAACCUAAAGACAGCACCUUCAGAAAACGAGCACAUUAAUGUUAUUCUGUAAAAUCAUUAAUAUAGCGACGAAAACUAAGGAAAGGAACCAAAGAGCGAUGCAUCUGUAGUCAGAUGCCGACGACCCUGGUGGGUUGUUUUCAAAUUACCAGCAGGUCUAGAGUUUGCUUACACACUGGUACUCCGCCUAUGACAAGGCAGGUCAGUGUGACUUUGUCAAUGGUCCAAGUCGGACCGAAACGUCGUCGUAAGCUUCUGUCUUUUAUGUGCGGGUUAUUUGUGUAUCGUUCCAGUCACGGUAUUGUGCCUUUUUGUUAUUUAUUUAUUUAUUCAGGUCUUGAAAUCUACACGCAUUUGCAUAGCAAUUUUUACCCAAGAUACGGCCCAGAAAAGUAAACUAACAACCAUGCACAUAUUUUACUGCUAGGUGAACAAAGGUGUAAUGAAACCUAUCAUACACCUCGUCUUCCAUUUGCUGGAGGUAAAACCAGAAGGCCUUUAUUGUUCUACACCGAGAACACUGAUAACUGAGCUACGAGUCAUGACGCUCUGCGAGCCAGAGUUCACUCUUUAUUGUCUUCAGCUUUAUAAAUCAGGUCGCAUUGUGCGCGCGUGUGUGUAGCAACUGCGUCACGUUGUGUAACUACUGUUGUAUUCUGCGUCACGUUGUGUAACUACUGGUUUAUUCUGCGUCACGUUGUGUAACUACUGUUGUAUUCUGCGUCACGUUGUGUAACUACUGUUGUAUUCUGGGUCACGUUGUGCGUGUAGCUGGUAUUAUGUGAGUAACUGUGGUUAUGUUGAAUGCAUAACUGUUCUUAUGUACGAGUAGCUGCUUUUAUGUUGUAUUAUAGCUGUUAUGUUGUAUGAGUAGCUAUUGUUACAUUGUGUAAGUAAGCUAUUGUUAUGUUGUAUGAGUAGCUAUUAUUACAUUGUGUAAGUAAGCUAUUGUUAUGUUGCAUGAGUAGCUAUUGUUACAUUGUGUAAGUAAGCUAUUGUUAUGUUGCAUGAGUAGCUAUUGUUACAUUGUGUAAGUAAGCUAUUGUUAUGUUGUAUGAGUAGCUAUUGCUAUGUUGUAUGAGUAGCUAUUGUUACAUUGUGUAAGUAAGCUAUUGUUAUGUUGCAUGAGUAACUAUUGUUACAUUGUGUAAGUAAGCUAUUGUUAUGUUGUAUGAGUAGCUAUUGUUAUGUUGUAUGAGUAGCUAUUGUUAUGUUGUAUGAGGAGCUAUUGUUAUGUUGUAUGAGGAGCUGUUGUUAUGUUGUAUGAGGAGCUAUUGUUAUGUUGUAUGAGGAGCUAUUGUUAUGUUGUAUGAGGAGCUAUUGUUAUGUUGUAUGAGGAGCUAUUGUUAUGUUGUAUGAGAAGCUAUUGUUAUGUUGUAUGAGGAGCUAUUGUUAUGUAGUAUGAGGAGCUAUUGUUAUGUUGUAUGAGGAGCUAUUGUUAUGUUGUAUGAGGAGCUAUUGUUAUGUUGUAUGAGGAGCUAUUGUUAUGUUGUAUGAGGAGCUAUUGUUAUGUUGUAUGAGGAGCUAUUGUUAUGUUGUAUGUGGAGCUAUUGUUAUGUUGUAUGAGGAGCUAUUGUUAUGUUGUAUGAGGAGCUAUUGUUAUGUUGUAUGAGCAGCUAUUGUUAUGUAGUAUGAGGAGCUAUUGUUAUGCUGUAUGAGGAGCUAUUGUUAUGUUGUAUGAAGAGCUAUUGUUAUGUUGUAUGAGGAGCUAUUGUUAUGUUGUAUGAGGAGCUAUUGUUAUGUAGUAUGAGGAGCUAUUGUUAUGCUGUAUGAGGAGCUAUUGUUAUGUUGUAUGAGGAGCUAUUGUUAUGUUGUAUGAGGAGCUAUUGUUAUGUUGUAUGAGGAGCUAUUGUUAUGUUGUAUGAGGAGCUAUUGUUAUGUUGUAUGAGGUGCUAUUGUUAUGUUGUAUGUGGAGCUAUUGUUAUGUAGUAUGAAGAGCUAUUGUUGUGUUGUAUGAGGAGCUAUUGUUAUGUAGUAUGAAGAGCUAUUGUUAUGUUGUAUGAGGAGCUAUUGUUAUGUUGUAUGAGUAGCUGUUGUGUUGAGUCGCAUUGUUUGGCUAAAGAUAAGCAAGGACAAUCAAGCAGUGUUUCUUAUCACUAAUUGAGUCAAGAUAUUACUAAAUCUAUUUUUAUUACACUCGUUUUUGUAUUUUAUAU
Molecule: messenger RNA, 2588 nt
Organism: Cherax quadricarinatus
Lineage: Eukaryota; Metazoa; Arthropoda; Malacostraca; Decapoda; Parastacidae
Source: RefSeq, a predicted model, not a curated record